Belonocnema kinseyi is the source of this 1619-nucleotide messenger RNA. RefSeq names its product CDP-diacylglycerol--inositol 3-phosphatidyltransferase (gene Pis). The record is from RefSeq and is a predicted model, not a curated record. Lineage: Eukaryota; Metazoa; Arthropoda; Insecta; Hymenoptera; Cynipidae. The coding region runs from base 313 to 966 and encodes 217 amino acids. The transcript is spliced from 5 exons. Gene Ontology annotation, molecular function: CDP-diacylglycerol-inositol 3-phosphatidyltransferase activity. Gene Ontology annotation, biological process: phosphatidylinositol biosynthetic process. Gene Ontology annotation, cellular component: membrane; Golgi apparatus.
CAGCUGAAAGAAUCGAUAAUUCUCGAACCUAGAAUCGAGACAGUCGAUUAAAUCGCAUUUGAAUCGAGUUUUUUCGAUUCAUUGACGUAUCGGGGGUGUCCGGUGUAUCAGUUUCGGUCAGAAACGCAAAAACUGACGAGGUGUCAAGUGGGAUUUAACUCAUUUUUUUCCCUCUCAUAAACGCUCCCUUCAGCCUCCAGUGUGGUAAAAAAAUUAGAGCUUUUACUCUAGAUUUCAAUUCAUUCUAAAUCAUCUCUUCAGCUAAAGGUUUAUAAACUUAAAGGAAGCAACUGUGUCCGAUAAAAAGCAAGAAUGACGGAAUCCGAGAAUAUUUUCAUCUUCGUGCCCAACAUCAUUGGAUACGCAAGAGUGAUAUUGGCCCUGAUAUCUUUCUACUUUAUGUCAACCAAUCACGUGAUAGCGAUCUGCUGUUAUGUUACAAGUGCACUUUUGGAUGCAUUUGAUGGCCACGCAGCAAGAUAUUUCAACCAAAGUACCAAAUUCGGGGCAAUUUUGGAUCAAUUGACCGAUCGAGUGGGCACAAUGUGUCUUAUGGCGAACUUGAGCCAUUUUUAUCCAGACUACAGUUUUUGGUUUCUAGUCAGCAUGACUAUCGACAUUGCUUGUCAUUGGAUAUAUUUGCACACAUCGCUGUUACAAGGAAAAACGAGUCACAAAUUUAUCGACAUGUCCGAAAAUCCGAUAAUGAGCGUUUACUACAACAAUCGAACUGUUUUGUUCAUUAUGUGCUCUGGAAAUGAAGCAUUUUAUGCUGCUCUUUACGUUUUGCAUUUUACCGAAGGACCCAUUUUGGUCGGUAUCAGCUUGUUCAAAGCAAUUUGCAUAAUCUCUGCUCCCAUCGCCCUGGUCAAAACAAUCCUUUCUUUAAUUCACGGAUACGUGGCCUGCAGAAAUCUUGCAAUAAUCGACGUGAAAGAACGAGAACAGCUAAGAAAAGUCAAAUAAAUUCAAAAAUACUCCCAACAAAGAUCUUAAAAAACUAGUCAGCAUAAAUGUGAUGAACAUAAACAGAUCUUCCCAUCCUCUACAACAAAUAGAAUAGUUUUAUCUCCCAAAAUCGAAUGAAAAACGCCACCUUAAAUCAUGCAACAAUUGGAAAUUAAGAUUUUAAUUGAAGAUUGUUUUUCUGACAUCACAAGGUAGAUUAAUCUCGAUUGCUCGUAUCAUCUAUUUUUGGAUUAUGAUAAAGAUUAUAUUUUUCAAAACCUAUGAUUCAAUAUCUAACUAUAAGAAAAUUUGAUGUGCGGAUAACUUGAUAAUGUGAAAUUGUAAUUCGUAAAUGAGGGUACAAGAUUCCGAUAGAUCAAUGUAAUUUCAUUCCAUGAAAAUUUGUACCAGUGAGUACAAAAUUACAAACUUAUUAUAUUUACUUUUUUUUUCUAUUUUCCGAAAAUAUUAGACUUUUGAGUUAGAUCAGUGUAUUUUUUUAAUUUGUUAUUUGUAUGUAAAGAGCAUUUCUUAAGUUUAGAAAUACAUCAUAAUUCUGUUGUACCUGUAAUAAAAACCAUGACGAAUGUAGAAAGUUUGGUUCGUGUUUAUGGAUACAAAUUAUUGAGGAAUUAAUUUUUGAAUAAAGAAAAUCGUUGUGAAUUCCAAAA